Messenger RNA from Acanthoscelides obtectus, 327 nucleotides. The record is from the annotation of a GenBank genome assembly. Lineage: Eukaryota; Metazoa; Arthropoda; Insecta; Coleoptera; Chrysomelidae.
AUGGAUGACACAUGCUUGAUAUCAAAAUUGAAGCCACUCAGAAAAUGUGCAUAUCUCUGCAGUCUAUUUGCUGCCAUCACUGGAACACCCGUUUUAGGUCCAAAAAUUGACAGUGUCUUAUUAUCUGUGACCAAGGGGCAUACAUUACUGUUGUGGUUCCUCCCGCAGCGGAAACAGCCCGGAGAGCGACCAGACGAUGUGAACGGCUGUAGCUGCGGCAGCGCCAUGUUUGAGCUGUUGCCCCCACUCCUGCGCGUGCCUCCUUGGCUCCGCUGCGCUGCAGGAGUUUGUCUAGCAAAUGUUUUAUUUAAGCAAGUUUAUCAUUAG